GAAUAUUGAAGAGUACGAGCGUCAACUCAUGGAAGCCCGAGAAGCAAUGGUGAUCGAUGCUUAUGACCAUGAAGAGGAAGGAGAGCUAAAUUUUCUAAUCCUUGAGGGCAAGGAAAGUCUCGAAGAGGAGGAGAAUGAUACGGAAGUGGUCAUCAACCCAGGCGAGUCGGAGGAUGAAGGUGGCGAUGGUCUCGAUAUUUGGCUAGAAAAUAUGUUGGAGGAGCCAUCUAGUCCUAUUUACCGGCCAUCAUGUGUGAGGGAUUGGCCAAAAGGAUGUGGUCCACGAGCUAAACUUAAGCCUAGGAGAUGCAAGACCAAAAGAGCUCGAAGGAAAGGAAAGGCGAAGGCUAAAGAAGAGAAGUGUUGGUGCAAGCCUUGUGCGAGGAAAAGGCGAGUUCGCAAGAUGGUGGCUCGAAGGGGAGGUAAGAGUAGAAUGGAGGAUGGUUGGAUUUGGCGAGCUGGUGAUU
Molecule: messenger RNA, 467 nt
Organism: Striga hermonthica
Lineage: Eukaryota; Viridiplantae; Streptophyta; Magnoliopsida; Lamiales; Orobanchaceae
Source: the annotation of a GenBank genome assembly